AGAGGAAAAAAACAUUAAAAGUUUUGACUCAUCCCGCAGCAGGGCGGAUAAAAUUUUCUCUUCGGUGUGUUUGCAUUGCGAAGGGGAUAUUUUUCCCCGUUUUAGAGUAUCUCAGCGAAUAUGGAUAAGCUUAAUCCAUUUGGGACGCUUCAGCGUUCGAUUGAAGCGUUGAAAACGGUGGACUGCAACACGAAGGAAAAGUUGGCCCACUUCGGACAGAUAAGUGAAACAAUUAUCAAUAUCCGUUCCGGUUCGUCCGCGGCAAACUCUCCCAACUACUACGCACACAUCAGCAGUGCAGUGGCGGUGUUGAUAAUGUUUUGCGAAGAAAACGACUCCAGUGUUCGGAUGGGUGCGGAGGAAAAUUUGUCCCGAGUUGUGCGCCAUUGCGAAUCCACCGGAAACAUCGUUCGCAUACAGCGGGACCUGUAUCACGAAAUCAAGAAAAAUGGGAACGAGCGAUCGCUGCGCACGGUGCUAUCGAUUUUUGCCCAUUACUGUGGUACUAUUCGACAGCGGAAGGCACGAACCUACGCCCAGAAUCUGUUGCCCUGCAUAUACUCCAUUUUCAAACGGCGGGAACCAGCGUUACUGGAGUGUUUGUGUAACUUUACUGAGGUGUUUUGUGAGCAUCUGGAAGGCUACCUCACGGACGGGGAAGUGCUCAAGAUGACGGAACUGUUCCUUGAAGACAUUGGAUCCGAAUGUGCAACUAAGAGGAGAUGUGCAGCGAAAAAUACACUCUUUUUCCUGCAAGGCUCUCGGAAUCCUGACUUUUACGCGAAUAAUGCGUUCAAUCGAUGCAUCGAGCAGCUGCUGAAAUGUGGCCAACUGCAGCAACAGCCCAACACGGUACUGGGCGUGAUGGGUUGCUUCCGGUCGAUUCUACCGAUCGUGCUGCGGAACUGUAACGUAGAGAAAGCGAUAGAAACGUACGAUCUCUGUUUGCAUUUCCUUCGCGAGGGGACACACACCAUCAUAAACGCGACACUCGAGGUGCUGCUCGUCAUAUUGGCUAACGUCCAGUCAGCGGUGCGUAAGGUUUUGCUGUCGGAACAUUGCGAACAUAGGCGUAUGCUUCUGAAGCGGAAAACACUAAAAAAUAGCAUCUUUAAAAUUAAUCCUAGCGAUAGCCUGAUGUCAUCGCGCAAGUCUAGCACCGACGCACGGGCCGAUCAUCUGUUGCGUCCUGGGUCCUUACCACUAACAUCGACUCCGACAAAAUUUGCACUUCCCACAGACGAUCGCUCGCUGGCGUCUGCAUCGGACAUAGAGCUCGACUCGUUGAAAAGCAUGGACCUUGACACAGAAAACCGAAUAGCUCCUGCUCUUCAGUUGGAAUGUUCUGGCACACUUGACACAACAGCAUCCGGUACGAAGAACUCGUCCACGCCGGUUGCAUCUGACACACUGUCGCUGAAAAGCCAAAAAUCCACCGACUCUAUCGGUUCGUUUAUUAACACACUCGCAUUCACCAGCUCGAAUGCGGCCGAAUCGGUAACAAAGUUUUUCCGGAAAUCAAUUGAUAAACCUUUGCCAGACGACGGGGAAGAAGACCGACUGUCGAUGGAAUCGAUGGCCAGCAGCCUCAUGUCGUCGAAUGCGGAAACGAUUCGUGCCGAGCUAGAUGUAACGUUGGAAAUAGAUCUCGAUGACGAGCCAGUUACCGUUGCGCCAUCAAUACCCAUUCCGACCCCUACUCCUUCAAAGGACACGCUCGAAGUUCCGCUUAACAUGUCAAUGGUAGCGGAGGACGUUACCGACAGUGUGAAGGAACUGUUUAUUGGCACCAUUCAUGAUCAGAACAUGUUGGAUUUCACCGCUCGGUUGAUAUGUUCGAGAUUUUUGCUAGCCGGUGCUAGACAUGUCCUUAUUCCCGAUUCCGUCGUGCGCGUCUCCGUUAAAAGCUUAUCGAUGCAGAUAGUAGCUGCGUGCGUGAGGAUGAAACCGGAGCUGCUGGCUUUACCGCUCGAAAAGGACACGUUUCGGGAAGAGUUUGCUGUUGUUGAGAUAUUAAACCUGGAGGAUGCAAUUAAUGAAUUCUCACAGGAAGCGUCACCGUGUGACGAUAAACCAGAUAACGCAGCCGAUGCUGCGACAGCUCUGCAAGAAGAUCCCGCAUCCUCCGAUCUGUUAGAAAUGAAGGAAGACCAUUUUGGAGAAUGCACCAGCGCAACCUACUUUGAGUACUUUUCACCGAUGUCACUGAGUUUGGAUCAGGGUCUAAAAUCGAAAUUGAAAUCAAUCGAAGAAAACUUCUCAAGCGAUAAUAACGAAAAGUUAAGCCGUGAUCUGGACGCGAUCUUGUCACAAUCGGAACCUGGACCCGGCGCAACUAGCCUCACUGUAGGGACGUCGGGAACGGCGCGUAGAAGAGAACUGUUAGUGGUACCAAAGGUAAUAACGACAAUCAAAAACGAACAUCGAACCGGGGUGCGAACAUCUAGCGCAGAAGUGCAGGACGAAAAGGGCUUAAUCACGACAAUGGCCGUUUCGAACCGCAAGGAACCGGAAGACGAGGAACAGCAACAGCUGCUGGCUGACGUGUUGCUGUUUUACGACAGUCCUGAUCCAACACUGCGCGGAACCGUCCAGCUGAUUGUGGGUAAUUUGUUACGCGCUGCUGUCGAUCAUAGUGGAAGCUAUCGACAGUUUCUACGCACAAAAAUACCCAACCUUACCACACAAGCGUUUGUGAGUGAGCAGAAACUGCUUCGUAUUGUAGUGCAGGGUCUUUCGGAUGAAAUCCACACCGUUGCGAACCAAGCCUUAUCGUCGGUGGAGCUUUUCUUUAACGCUUACUUCCAAAGCCUUUCCGCCGACAACAAUUGUGGAAGCUUGAGCGAAUCUCAUAAAACAGCCUCUUCAAACAUUCCUUUCCAAUCGUACAAAAAGAACAUAUUCCUAGACGACUCGCUCAUAUCGCAAUCGGCGGCAACAGGCUCAACGUUCUACAUGAAAGCGCUUCUCGAUCGACUUUUCCUUCUGUCCCAAAACAAGUAUUGGCUGGUGCAGUGUAAGCUGCUGGACGUAGUCAUUCAGCUUGAUUUCGAUUGCAUUAAAGCGCACGGUCAGCAAGGUGAACAGAUGCGAGAGAACGUGCUCGGACUACUUCUGGCCGGUUUGGGUGAUGGCGAUUUCCGGGUGCGGAAUCAUGCUGCCGAACGGUUGUUACAAUUUCUUGCGAGCAACUCGGGUGUUACUAGCACACGCUCGAAAUCGAAUCCGUUGCACACGGAACGAACGGUUAUUGGUGAUUUUGUCGAUGAGUUUGUUCUCGGUACAUUCGCUUCACCGUUUAACCAUCGAACGCGGGAAAAUGUAGACGCGAACCCGACAGAGCCAGACUUUUCUACGGUAAGCCGUGUGAUGUAUAGGAUAAGCAAUCUGAUGCUUAAAAUUGGAGACAAAAAUCUUCAGUCUGGCGUUAUUCAUUUUCUGCGGACAUUUUUGGAUAAGCAUGAUGUUUUCCCUUUCGUAAGCUUGUGGAACGAGUACAAUCUGGUUAACGUGCUGCUGAGCUUACUAAUGGGAAUGAAUGGUAUCGUGCUGGAUCUUGCGGUGCAUGCGGAAUUGCUGUGGAUAUGCUCGCAGAUGAUUGUUGCUGUAUUAUCGGGCAGCCCAUCGAAUGCUCCAACGGACAAUGAAACGAUGAAUAAAUUCAUCAUUCACCUGCUAAAGCUACUCAACAUCUACCAUCACGUGUACACAAACACCUCACCGCUAGUGAUAAACCGGGCUCAAAAAGCGGACAUCUUUAUGAACACCAAAGAGCUGGCACAAAUCAACAGCUUCGGCUAUUUCGGUAGUGACCAUGCGUACAUAAAGUUUUAUCAGCAGGUUCGAUGCUCCAUGGAAAGCUACCGCAUCACGAUCAACGCGGAAUCGGGUCAGAAACUGUUCGAAUGUCUCCGAGCAUCGUUGGAAGCGCUGUGGACGUUGCUGGAGAUGAAAUCUCUUUCUGCCAUGACAAAUGGACAAAAGUUUGUGGAAGAAGUGUUACAGUAUUUGCAAACGUUCCUCACACUCGAACCGGACCACUGCAUACGAUGCACCAGAUUUCUGUUGCGGUUCAUUUUCCAUGCAAACUACAUUAACCGCACGGCGGAAGUGGCAUACUUUCGUAAAGUCUCACUCUCGGAGGAUCCGCUCGAGGUGGCAUCGGAGGAAUUCUUCGGACGAUAUUAUGACUUUUGCAAAGCCAAAUCAAAACCAACUGCACCGGAAAUCGGUGCGUUCGUGAAGCUGUUUGAACCGUUGGUCAUAACGUGUUUGAAGAUCUUCACCAAGAUGCGUUCGUCCGUGCAGGCGAGCAUUUUGCACAUGCUGUGUCAGUUGCUAGACUUCAACAUCAACUACCAGCUGCUGGACGCGAAUAGCCUGUUUGUGGACUCCAUCUUCAAGCACAUCGAAUCGAUCGAACGUGGUACGAUUGACGAUUCCGAGGAGCUGAUGCGUCAGGUGGUACGAUUCCUGUUCCAGCUGAGUGGGCUAGUGCGCGAGAAACCGUUAGUGACGAUUCCGAAGAUUAUUAACAUUUGCGACAAUCUGUUGGCAAACAAUGUCAUUCGCCGGUCGGCCAUUGCUUCGGUGCAAGCGCUGACACAUGAAAUAUUUCUGCUUCGUCUGAGCCGCAAUAGCACCGUUCCGAAGCAGGUGCUCGAAGCAGCCGAAUGCAACACACAGAAAGAGGUGGUGCUUAACAUGCUGAUGAAGUUUCCGGACGAGCUGGACGCGUACCGGAUCAUACCGAUGAUACUGUACAGCGAGCGGUUGCGUGACGGCGGCGAAGCCACCAAUUGUGAGUCGGAUGUUUUAAACGCAUUGCUGCAAGUGCUGGGCGAAGGAAAGCUCGUGAUCAAGCGCAAUCCGGAUUACUACAUUUUGCGACAUUUGUUCGAAUGCCUCAGCCGUAGCCAGCUGCUGGAGAGUAAAGUAGUGCUACGAUUUGUAGAGAUUUUCUACACCACAGCCACUAACGAGUCGUGGAAAAUGCUUCAGAAAAUAAUGUACGGAGAACUGAUCGUUCGGCAAGUGUUUCAACAAACGGAAGAAACGUAUCUGCUGAAUCACGUCGGAUUGUACCUCCGCAAGACAAAGACCGAUUCGACUGAUGGCGUCUCGACAGCGGAUGAUGGACAAGGUACGGAUCGUCUUACCGAAGAUGAUGUUCAAUUGGCAGCCCAAAGCUUAGCCCGAACGCUGGUUUGCUAUCUUCGUGAGUGUUUCACCAUGCUAGAUGACAUGUAUCUAACGUACAGCACGUGUCAAGCGGAUGUUCAGUUUAUGUACGACGCCAUCCAGCGGUACUUCGGGACGCUCAGCACCAUGACACGGUUUGGUGAAGUUAGCCGUGCAUUGGCCGAACAGAUCCCGCUGGAGCUGAUCCAUUGGAGUCGUUUGCCGGUGACAGUUGCACGAUGCCUAAGCGAAGUGUUAAUAAAGCAUGGAUUCGAUUCGGAGCUUAUGCUAUCGCUGAUACGGAAUGAUGAAUAUAACGUGCGAAAUGAUCGACUAGUCACUGCACUGAUUGAGGUACUGCUGGAACACAAACCGAAUGAAUCGAAAUGGUCCCGGCAAGAGGUUGGUGCGUUACUGUCCAGUGAAACGUCCCUGCUUGCGGCGCAUUUCCAACCGCUGCUGCUGUACCACAUAACGGACGAUAAAUUUUCUAAACAAAUUGUGAAAACGCUCAUGAACGGCGUGGAGGGAAAGCUAUCCUCCAUUCAAUGUUCGUUGCUAGAAAAAGCAUCACUCACCACCUUGCCGCUUAUGUGCGGCCGACUAACGGAUCUACUCGAUACGGUCAACAUAGUGACAGCACGCAAUGCUGCUCUUAUACUCGAUCGCAAGCUGAACGCACUGGUACAGUUGGGUGCUGUUGGGCUUAAGGAUAGUGCGGUACUGACCGUACUGUCGGCGGCUGAUUUCCAACAUCUGUAUGCGCGCUUCAACAAUGAUCGCCGACGAAAGUUUCCUAAGCUGUUCAAGACGUUGUCUCAACUGAAAGAAUACUACGAAGGUAUAACGGUGGAUGAAUGCACACGAUCGGCCCAACCAAACAUCGAUGCAAUGACGCUAAAGGAUCUUCCCAUUGGCGAAGCGUGGUUUCUGCAACAAGUUUCCUAUCACUGUACCGAGACCUCGUACACAAAACCACGCAACAUUGCUAGGAUGUUGCUGGAAGUCAAAUCCGAAAGUAAGCUCAUCAAUCUGCUAUCUAGCGGUUCGUUAAAUGUACGACUGCUGCGUGACAUCGUUGCCGUUGCGUUCGAGAGCAUGUUUCUCGCAUUCCGGACCGAUUGUGUACAGUUCAAUCCGCAUCUAAACUAUUUGAAGGUACACCCGAUGCUGAAGGUCGCAUUGAUUGUGUUGAUGCGGAAGCUGAACGAAAUGAAACAGAACCCAAAAGUGGAUAUGGUGGCAACGGUGCACUGUGCCGAAUCGGUCAUUUGUUUCCUGGAGUACCUGAAGAAACUGGAGCACCUUUGUCUAUUCUACAUCGAGGGCAAGCUGAUCGACCGUUUCAUAAAGGAGCAUCUGCUAAAGUCAAACUUUUUCGAGACGCUACUAUCGUUCGGGACUGUAUGUGCCCGUUCGCUGGAGCAAGAAUCGGAGGGAAAUGUUACCCGAAUCGAGCUGUAUCUGAAGUGCAUCGGAAGCAUCGUUCAGCAGCGUUAUCUUUGGCAUGAGUUGAACCAGAACGAUCGUUACCGUGACGAUGUGGAUCAUUACAUUAAGGUGAUGUACAAGCUGAUAGCUGGCUCGCUACUGGACGAUCAACUGUUAGGUCGACGGCAGCUACCGGUCGUGUUUGAAAGUUUUCUAGCAGCCGAAAGCUCUUCGCUGGAGGUUUAUCUGAAAGUGAUCAUCAUUGCGGAAUUUGUGUCCGAUCUUAGGGCAAUGGCAAAGUGCGUUAGGAUGGGCAGUAAUAUGAUUGCUUUAAUUGAAUCGGUUGCGAUACCUUUGCUGAAACUGGAUCGAUUUUAUCCGUACGCAUUGACACCGUACGAACUGUACGAAUGUUACGACUCACUGGACGCGUUGGAGAAUGGCCAUCCAAAACUACCGACCGUCCCUAUCGAGCAUCUGUUCGAUGUGGAGCUGUUGGAAAUGUUUUUGAAAAGAGCAAACGUGUUUGGUUUCUCAUCGCGUCAGCAAUUUGAGGAACUGUUCAUGGCGCUGAUGGUGCUGCUGAACCGUACGGACGAUCCCAUUUUUGUGAACCUUCUAGAGCAACGGGAAAUCAAAAACAUGUGUCUGCAGGCUGUAAUGACUUUGCUACUGUCGUGCUACCGAUUUCCGUGGAUCGGUUUUAGGGAGGGCAAGUUCCAUCACACAACACGCAAUCCAAAAAUUAAAUGCGACUCCAUCGGGCUCAAGAAGCUGCACAACGUUCAGCUGUCCAUUCCAUUGAGUAACGUGUUUUACCAGCCCAAUCUGGAGCGACAUUUGUUGGUCGCAAAUGCGGAUGAUCAGUACGCGCUCGAUGACAGCAGUGUUGGCACGGUGGGGUUCGACCACAAUCAACUAUCGUUAGAGUAUUUCUGGGAGAUUAUAGAGCGAACGAGUGAUCAGAGUGGAUGUAACACGACCUCGGUAGAAUCGCUAGCCGUGCGGAAUAAGCGAUACUUUGUAGAAAAAAUUAACAUCGACAUUACGAGCUCGCUCCAGUUGAUCUACGACGUUUUGAAGCAGUUGAUUGAGGAUGAUCCGACACUGGUUUUGCCACAUUUGGUAAGCUUUUGUGAGAUAGUGGAAAAUCGGGAUCAAAUAUUCUGGUUGAAUCAGCUGCUGCUUAAGCUGCAAGAGCGCGUUCCGAUGGAGGAUACCAUUUCACAGCAGCACAUAAUCUACUUGCUGUGUCGGUUGGCAGCACUCCUAAUACCAACGAUGAGUGACCUAACGCAUCUUUGUACCAUCAUUCCGACGUAUCUCAAAAGCACCCAGCUGUACAUUCGUAACGCAACGCUGCAAGGUUUAAUCUGUUUGCUUGAGUGUCUUAUCAAAACGAACACUUCAAUCGGCACGAUGAACGACGAACUACAUUUACUCCGUAACGUGAUAGUGAACUACAUCGUCAAGCACGGUAUUAUCGAAGAAAGCUCGGGAGCGUUCAGUGAUCUUCAUACGAAGCUUGUUUGGACGUUAAACUUCUACCUGAUCGAGCACACGUCACGCUUCGUGUCCGAUUGUAACCUACUAUCAAACAGCAUUAUCUCUGCUAACAAUAUUCUGAAGCGAACAACUAAUUUGGAAAUUUAUCUGUGCAUUCUAAACGGCCUGGAACGCUUGAUCAUCACCGAUCGAGUUUCGCGCGCGCUACACGAGAAGAUCGAAAAGCUUGCCAUCGAUCUGGUUAAAAUCGACAACGAGAUAUUUUCGCUGUCGGCGUUAAAGCUACUCGUCACCUGCAUCUAUCGCAGCUGCAACGAGCAGCUUGAAAGUACCGAACGCUGUAACGGUAUCGUGCAGGACGAACCGGACAUCAUAGUGCAGCAGAUCGACAAGAUCGAGAUACUGUUCGCUAAAAUACGUACGACCACACCACAGGGUGCCAAAGUGUUUGGUGACGUGUUGUGCCAGCUGAUACGCGAUCUACUACCACCGAACGAGAUUCUCACAAAGGUGUUCAAGGAGCUGAUGAUGAACCAACCGAACCCCGACAUUAUUGCGGGCGUUACGUAUCAGCUGUUCCGGUCCGCGAUCGAUGCGUCGUAUUUGGCGUUGCUGCAGGAAUGGUUGCUCUGUUCACUGCCAAACUUUCUAUCCUUCCCGCAGGUGAACAAAUCCGUCUGGUGCUUAACGGUCAUAUUUUUAUCAGCAUCGUUGAAUCAACAUCUGAUCAAACUGUUGCCGGAGGUACUUUCGCUGCCAUCGUAUCAACAGCUAAACGAAAGGGAAAUUAACAACUUCAUCAUCUCGGCCAAGGAUUUCUACUCCCGGCUCGAACCGAAUGGUGGUGGUGGUGGUCAGAGAGCAAAGUUUAAGGAAAUAUUUCGACAGCAUGAUUCCUUCAUCUUUCAAAGCCUUGUGCAGUGCUUGUAAGGUAUUCGGUAGAUAUUUUCUGUAUUAGUUUUCCAGGUUUUGUUGCACUGUUCUCUUUCAGAAAAUGGUUAAAUAUAGAAACAUCGAUUGUAUGUUGUGUAUUUCAAGUUUA
Anopheles stephensi (Asian malaria mosquito) is the source of this 9160-nucleotide messenger RNA. It is a transcript of the gene htt, whose product is annotated as huntingtin. Lineage: Eukaryota; Metazoa; Arthropoda; Insecta; Diptera; Culicidae. The record is from RefSeq and is a predicted model, not a curated record. Bases 121 to 9048 code for a protein of 2975 amino acids. Gene Ontology annotation, cellular component: nucleus; cytoplasm. The transcript has 8 exons.